This is a messenger RNA of Rhipicephalus microplus (southern cattle tick), 1318 nucleotides long. It is a transcript of the gene Pfdn4, whose product is annotated as prefoldin subunit 4. Gene Ontology annotation, cellular component: prefoldin complex; cytoplasm. Lineage: Eukaryota; Metazoa; Arthropoda; Arachnida; Ixodida; Ixodidae. Gene Ontology annotation, biological process: protein folding. The record is from RefSeq and is a predicted model, not a curated record.
ACAAACGAUUGUUCAUUUUCUAAAAUUAAUUUAAUUUGGCCGCGCCACACAACACCUACCAAGCCGCGUUCACAAAAACGUGUUUCAAGAUGGCCGCAGCGUUCAGGAAGCAGGGUGAGGGCGAUGUAAAAGUCACGAAAGAAGACCAGGAGAUGAUCAACGAUUUUGCUAGGCAAAAUGCCAGGCUUGAAGACGCAACAGAAGACAUAAAAGAGCUAGAGAAGGAGAUGCGCAACUUAGAAGAUGCUGCAGGUGAAAUUCUUCUGGUGGCUGAAGAUGACAUCCAAAUACCGUAUAAGCUGGGAGACAUAUUUGUCAGCAUGGACCCUGAGGAAGCCCAACAAAGGAUUGAACGAAUUAGGGAGGAAAACAAAGCACGGACCAAAGUUCUUGAAGAGGAGGCUCGCAAUAUUAAGGGCAUCAUGGCUGAACUGAAGUCUCAGCUGUAUAACAAGUUUGGAAACAGCAUCAACCUGGAGCCUGAUGACAGCUAGCCCACUUAGCUGUGUGUGUGAACACAAUCUAACUUAACAAAAACUGCUUCUUUUUUUUUUUUGUCAGCUUGUCUUUUGGAAUGUUGUUUCUGAACUUAUUUAAUGUUCUGCCCCUUCAAAGUUCAGCCAACUGUACUUGAAGGCAUGUGCUGCUUCAAAUAAAACCCCGUUGUGUGAUAAAUAUAAACAUUGUGCUGAAUAUCACUGAGUAUCACUCAGUUGCAGCUCAUAAAAUAGGCAACAAAUAAAAUAAACCUUACAAUGUUUUCCGGUUGACUCAGUUGACAGUAUCAUUAGUAAGUAUAAUCGUAUGCCUUGAAGUACUUUAGUGAUUUUAUCAAUGUAACAAACUUGGGUGGCUCAUAUUUCACCAAGGCCAUUGGUGUCAAGUUAUGGUUUAAAAUCAUUUUUGUGCAUUUGUUAUGAUGCAACCCUGAAUUGUAUUACAAGUAUGUGUUUCAAUUAACUCUUAGCUUAUUAUGAACUGUGGUCAUGUCUCCACUGUUGUGACUAUGCUGAUACUUGAAUCCUUAAAAUAUUUUGAUCCACCCUGCGAGGCACUGUCGCGCCCAAUAUGAGUUGCAACAUACUUCCCAUGGUCUAAGUGGCGGCAAUGCUGUGUGGCUGCAUCGAUGUAGAAAACAUUAAGUGAUGGAAACACUCUUUCGACUGUUGGUAUUCGCAAAACCCAUCUUACGUUUGCCGAUGUUGCAGUGUAGGCUGGAAGCCCCUUCAAGCAUGGCCACAGUGUUGCAACUCGUAUUGAGCCCCACUGUACAUUCCUCAUUGACUUCAGCCUAUAUAAAGAGAUUUGUUCAUUCCAA